AUGGAUAAAUCUUUGAGAACUGCUUUGUUCUCUUGUGUUGUUCUUAUCUCAAUAUGUGUUCCAUCAUCUUUAGCUCAAACAUGCCAGACCCAUACUUUCUCUAGCAAUCAAGUGUUCACCGCUUGCAGCAAUCUUCCUAUGUUGAGUACUAAGAAAGGUAGCAUGAGUGGAACUAGUUUUAGUACUCAUGCCAUGGAUUCAGCAAACAAAGCAUUAGCACCAGUUGCACCAGUACCAGUUUCCGGAACAAGCAGCAAGAAGAAUGUUCAUGGUGUAUUAAAUGCACUGAGCGGGGGAGUUCUCAUGCCUAUAGGAAUGAUGAUAGCCAGGUACUUGAAGGUGUUCGAGGUAGCAAAUCCAGCAUGGUUUUACCUACAUGUUGCUUGCCAAUCCUCUGCCUGUAUCAUUGGUGUUGCUGGAUGGGGAACUUGUCUUAAACUCAGUAGCAAUUUUUCUAAAAUCAAGUAUAGCAAGCACAGGAACAAUUGCAUGACCCUCUUCUGCCUUGCAACCAUUUGGGUAGUAUUUGGUUUACUCUUGAGGCCAAAGCUAGAUCACAAAUACAGACUCUACUGGAACAUCUAUCACUAUUGCAUUGGAUACACAAUCAUCGCUUUAAGCAUCUUCAACAUCUAUAAGGGCUUUGACAUUUUGGACCCUGAAAAGAAAUGGAAAAAGAUUUACACUAGAAUUAUCAUAUUUUUGGGGUACCAUUAA
Messenger RNA from Hevea brasiliensis (rubber tree), 717 nucleotides. Its product is annotated as cytochrome b561 and DOMON domain-containing protein At5g47530-like. The record is from RefSeq and is a predicted model, not a curated record. Bases 1 to 717 code for a protein of 238 amino acids. The transcript is spliced from 4 exons. NCBI's taxonomy places the organism in Eukaryota, Viridiplantae, Streptophyta, Magnoliopsida, Malpighiales, Euphorbiaceae.